Peromyscus eremicus (cactus mouse) is the source of this 2353-nucleotide messenger RNA. RefSeq names its product transforming growth factor beta regulator 4 (gene Fastkd4). Lineage: Eukaryota; Metazoa; Chordata; Mammalia; Rodentia; Cricetidae. The transcript is spliced from 12 exons. The record is from RefSeq and is a predicted model, not a curated record. The coding region runs from base 298 to 2187 and encodes 629 amino acids. Gene Ontology annotation, biological process: mitochondrial RNA processing; regulation of mitochondrial mRNA stability. Gene Ontology annotation, cellular component: mitochondrial matrix; ribonucleoprotein granule. Gene Ontology annotation, molecular function: RNA binding.
GGCUUUGGACUCCGCGACCCAAGGGCGCUGGCCGGUUGCGAAUUCGGUUCCAGCCUGCUAUUGCGCACGCGCCCCUCUGCCCGCGUUGGACACGAGGCCUAGUCGGCUAGGCUGCGCUCCCCGCAGUGACCCUUGGCGUCUCUACAUUUUAGGUUUCAGGGUUGAUAAUUACUUCAACGGAACAAGACUGGGCAGACUUGUUGAAAGAAACAUGGAUAUGUAGCAUAUUCUCGAAGAAGGACUUUGGAAUCGCUUGCUAGGAGUCUUCCCUCCCUCCCUCUCCUGACGCCCGCCAUCAUGGCAGUUCGCCUGAUGAAGCAAUGCACGUGCCUGUUGAGAGAAGCUACCCGCCUGGUCCCUACCAUUGCUCCAGUUGCCCGACUGAGACUUGCUGGGGUGGCCUGUAAGACUCUGACCUCCUCAGUCAGCUCCCCCUCCUCAGGUUCCUUGACGGAGCUGUUGGGAAAAGAGCAGGUGUUUACCCCCUACGCAGAGCACCAGGAGGUGGACUACCUCAUCGAGAAAGCCACCAGGCCAGAGGAGCUGCUAGAACUGCUAGGUGGGGAUCAUCACCUGCACCACAAUCAUGCAGCCCUCAUCCUCAUCCGGCUGUCUUACCUGCUGUCCGAGAAGCCAAAGGAAAAGGCCUUGCUUGUAGAGGAUGCUCGCUUUCAGCAGCUUGUCAGCCAGGUCAACAGUCAGAUAACUUCGAUCUGGCACGGGACCCUUGUGAAGCUGCUGCGGAGCCUGUACACACUAGUGCUUCCUCAGACCUCCAAGGAGCUGCAGUCGGUGGAGCAGGAAGUGCGCUGGCGUCUGCGGAGACUCAAGUACAAGCACUUGGUCUACCUGGCUGAGACCUGUGCCUCCGUCAUGCGGGAGCAGCACUCACAGGAGCUGCUGGCGGAGCUGCUGCUGCACCUGGAGCGGCGCUGGACCGAGAUCAGUGACAGCCGUACAGUGGUGACCGUGAUGGUGAAGGCAGGACACCUCUCAGAGUCACUGAUGAACCGCCUGGAAGACAAGUGCCUGGAGCUGGUGGAGCAGUUCGGCCCUGAGGAGCUGCGGAAGGUGCUCGUGACGCUGGCGGCACAGAACCGGCGGUCGGUGCCCCUGCUGCGGGCCAUCUCCUACCACCUGGUACAGAAGCCCUUCCCGCUGACGAAAGGCAUGCUGCUGGACCUGGCCUAUGCCUACGGUAAACUCAAUUUCCACCAAACCCAAGUGUCCCAGCGCCUAGCUGCUGACCUCCUGCCCUUCAUUCCCAGCAUGACACUUGGCGAGGUGGCCCGUUGCGCCAAGUCCUUUGCCUUCCUUAAGUGGCUCAACCUGCCCUUGUUUGAAGCCUUUACUCAGCACCUCCUGAGCAGGGCCCAGGAUGUCCCCCUGUCCCACCUGUGCAGCAUUCUUCUCGCCUUCGCCCGUCUGAACUUUCAUCCUGAACAAGAGGAUCAGUUCUUCAACUUGGUACAUGACAGGCUGGACUCCAUGCUGGGGAGCCUGGAGCCAGCCCUGCAGGUGGACCUAGUGUGGGCGCUGUGUGUGCUGCAGCAGGUUCGAGAAGCAGAGUUGCAAACAGUUCUCCAUCCUGGACUUCACCAACAAUUCCUAGGGAGCAAGUCUCCAAAGGAGCAGAGCACCUUCCAGAAGUUGGUCCACAUCAACACCACUGCCCUGCUGGAGCACCCUGACUAUAAAGGUCCUUUCCUGCCAGCCUCGGCUGUAGCCCUCAGCCCCUCGUCCUCGAGCAAGAAGAUGACCCCGCUCCAGAAGGAGCUGCAGGAGACACUGAGGACACUGCUGGGGAGCCCUGACCAGGGCAGCCUGGAGGUGGUCACCCAGUAUGGCUGGGUGCUGGAUGCAGAGGUGCUCCUGGAUGCCGAUGGCCGCUUUCUGCCCCUGAGGGAUUUUGCUGCUCCUCACCUUGCCCAGCCAGUUGGGAACCAGCCACUGCCCCCAGGAGCCAAAAGGAUCGCUUUCCUGCGCUGGGAGUUCCCUAACUUCAACAGCCGAAGCAAGGACUUGUUGGGCCGUUUUGUCCUGGCCCGUCGACAUGUGCUGGCUGCAGGCUUCCUGGUAGUAGAUGUCCCAUAUUAUGAAUGGCUGGAUCUCAAGUCUGAAUGGCAGAAAGGCGCCUACCUCAAGGACAAGAUACGAAAAGCCGUGGCUGAGGAGCUGGCCAAAUGACCUUUCCCAUCAGUUCAAGCUGCAUCCCAGAGACCUGACUGCUCAGUGGCCCAGCAGAGUGCUAGGCAAGUCAGAGUUGUCACCCUCGAGGAUGAGCCGUCUCUAUAGGACCUUGGGCAGCCGCUCCAAAGGACGGGUGGUCCUAAUAAAUCUUUGGUUUGGUGGA